CACGUUGGGAAUCGCCGUAAUGAGUCGUCCUCUGACCGUAUGACAUGGAACUAUCAGACGAAAUCUUGAUAUUAUCGUAAAAUAAUGGAAAAGCAGGUCAAGUCAAACCACUGCUAUGUUAUUGUGUCGUUUUUAGUGUAACAUAAACCCACAAAUCGUUCCAAAGAUCCACCAAAACAACACGCAGCGUGCGUAAUGGCUCGCUGCUCCAGUCCGGAUUUUCCAUGCGAGGCGCGCCGGAGCCCUGGAGGUGGAUAAGCUGGUAGAGCCCGCUCUCUCUCAUGCCAUGCUGGGCCACAAGGGCUCCGGGAGACGCUGCUACAUAUUACGGAGAACCGGGAUGGAGGAGAGGCGGAGGGAGGAAGAAAAAAGUUUCGUUUAAACCUGCCAGAGAAACUCUCAACAUGAAGCCUCACUGACGCACCAUUCUACCACCGCCACAGCAGCAGCAGCAGCGCUACAACAAAGCUUGCCUUUUCCACUGAAUACAUUUUUUUCCCACCUCCCAGCUUGUGUUUUCUUCCUCUCGUGUGUUAUUUUCUGUGAGCGCGGCUGGUCGGAGCUUGCUGUCACUGCGCGCUGAGAUGUUGGAGUGACCAUGGCUGCGCAAGUGGCAUCGGCUCCGACCAGAACUAAUAACAAAAAUAAGAAAUUACCCAGCGGUUUGGGUCCGGAGCUCAACUCGGGGAAAUCCGGAGGAGGAGGAGGAGGAGGGACCGUGCAGCGAAUUGGACCGAUGCUGGGAGCCGGAGAUGGGACUCUGAAUAAUGUAGACCAUCACCGCCGAAACGAGCUCAACAUGGUCCAUUCAACUUCCACGACUCACGGCGCGCCGGACGGCCACGACAAGGAUGGAAAUAACCUCACGUCUAACUCGGCGUCGACUAAUUCAACCACUUCCUCGAUGGAAACGGGUUUGAUCGCGAACCACAAGCUGAAGUGUGUGGGGAGCGGAGAUCCCCCUCAGUCUCAGCCGCUGCCUCAGCAGCAGCAGCCGCUGCAAUUCGGCCAGUUUACGCCACAUCAGCAGCGGCAGAUCCAAAGUAACAACACUGUCAACAACAACGGCCAGGGGCCCCGUGGAGACAGAGGCAUGGAUCACCAACACCACGGCGGCAAAGAGAACCUGUUGGGGGAGCCACAGCAGCAGCACAUGUCAGGUAAAGGUGAGGGGGAGCUCACCUGUAAACCUGCGGAGAGGAUGACGACCUCCAGGUACGAACAGUCUAACUUAGGGCCAAACAGUAACAACUCUGAGUUUAACAACAACUAUUACACCCCAAGGCCCUGUUAUGAUCAACAUGGCGGACAGCAGCAGCAAAGCAGCGGGAUGGGGAUAACGCACUCCUCGGCGCACAACAGCAUGGAGAAUUCCCACGACGCAGGUUUCCACAACAGCCAGUACAACCACCAGUACCCGGCAUACCGGGCGAGCUACGGCGGUGGGGCCUACGGGAUGAUGGGCCCCACUGGAUGCCGCCAACCUGGGAACAUGAUGAUGGGCAGCAACUCAAACACAGGCCACGGCAAAGCUCCUCUGGGACCUGGUUCUAGUGGCUUUCAGCGGUUCCCGGGGCAAACUCAGCAGCAGCAGCAGCAGCAGCAUCACCCCUCGGGUGCCACACCGACCCUCAACCAGCUGCUGACGUCCCCCAGCCCCAUGAUGCGGGGCUAUGGUGGUGCCUAUCAAGACUUUAGUGGCCCCACAUCGCAGCAGCAGCAGCAGCAGCAGCAGGCUGGCAUGAGCCUGGCCAAGGACGUGGGGCCCCAGUAUGGACCCGCAUCUGCUCACGGCUGGGGAGGACAACAGAGGAACCACCCGCAUUCAAUGAGCCCGGGUAACGGAGGACAAGGCCUCGGCAGGACGCAGGUGUCCUCCAUGGACUUUAUGGCUAUGAAGCGGUCGCAGCUGUACGGCAUGGCCAACAAUCCUUACUCCGCUCCACAGCAGCCAGGGGGUGGACCAUACCCUCCUAACCAGCCAUAUACGUCGCCGCCGCCACACCGCUAUCCAAUGGGCAUGCAGGGGAGGGGCCAAAUGGGCCUGGGCGGAAUGCAGUAUCCACAGCAACAGCAGGUGGCGCCGUAUGGCCAGCAGGUGAUGGGGGGCUACAGCCAGCAGCAGCAGCAGCAGCAGCAGCAGCAGCAGGCAGGGCAGCAGGGAACACCUCCGUACUUCAGCCCCCCUCAGCAGACGCCUCCAGGCCCCAGAGAGAGCCCCUACCUCCAGCCUCGACCACCUCCACAACAGGAGGCCCAGCAGGAGAGCUACAACUCCAGGGGUCCUGCCCCAGGGAACUCUGGGAAAGCGAACAACGAAGACGGCGUCUCCCACGACCGCCCCUGCAGUCUGCCGGACCUGUCCGGCUCCAUUGAUGACCUCCCCACAGGGACGGAGGCCGGUCUGGGCUCAGCCGUCAGCGCCGGUGGCUCGUCCUCCAGCAGCAGCAGCAGCAGCCAGGGGGAGCAGGGAGCCGCGAGUAACCAGGGACAGUCACCUUUCUCCCCGCACGCCUCCCCACACCUCCCCAGCCAGAGGAGCGGGCCCUCUCCCUCACCUGUUGGCUCGCCUGCAGGCUCCACCCUGUCCCAGCAGUCCCGGUCUGGUUCUGGACCCAUCUCUCCUGCCAGUGGCCCCUCUGCCAACUCCACCACCGCCGCACCAGGCUCCACUGUGGCCACACAGAACACUGGAAACGGACCGGAUGGAGGCCACCCACCAAACACCCGCUCACCUAUGGCUCAGGACAGAGGAUUCAUGUCCGGCAUGCAGAGGAACCAGACCGCCUCCCAGUUUGCGUCACCUCAGUCCGGACCCUCCAUGUCCCCACACCCUUCACCCGGGGCCCCGUUGUAUCCUGGAAUGGUUCCGUACUCCCAAAGCGGUCCCACGGGCGCCUAUGGACCACAAGGAUCACAGUAUGGACCUCAAGGGAACUACCCUCGGCCCUCCAACUAUAAUAGCACGGCCAGUGCCAGCUACAGCGGCCCGGGCAUGACCAACAGCCUUGGAAUGAACGCAAGCAGCCCGAUGCAUGGCCAAGGUCCCGGCCAGCCCGUACCUGUGGGUCGUAGCCCAGGCCCAGGCAGUCAGAACAGGGUGUAUCCGCCCAUGGCUCCCAGCUCUCCCAGCAUGCCUCAGCCAGCUGGUCCGGGCAUGGGCCCGCCUUCUUUGGGUGGUUCUAACCGCAAGGUUCAGGAGGCAGCAGCAGCCGCUGGAAUGCCGGGAUCUGCCAACUCGACACACAACAGGCGGCCCCCAUAUGUCAGGUCCCCAGCACAGACGCAGCCAACACAACCUACCUCCACCCACUGGCCUGCACCUCACCCUGCCUCCAUCUGUCCACAUCCUUCUCCUCCUCCUCCUCCUCCUCCUCCCAGACCUCAGCACCCAUCCAUCCUGCCACCCUCACACUCACACCUCCAUAGGCAGAGCAGCUAUCAAGGCCCCCCCAACGUCAACCAAGCAAGCAACAUGGCCUCCACUGUCCCCUACAACCAGCCAGCAGCCAACAACGCCUCAGCUUUGGGAAACUCACAAGUUCCAGCCUACAGUGCACAGCCUUCAGGAGCUAUAUCGACGUCAGGAGACGGCGUGAUGAGUCCAAACGGGAAGCCAAAAACGGACGUGAAAGAGGAUACAGGCCCCGCCCACGAGCCUCACAAACCAAAGCAACAGGACGGCUACAGCAACAACAACAACAACAGUAGCAGUGGCUCCCAACAGUGUGUGUCGCAGCCCACCACGCCAGGUGGUGCCCUGCCCGUGCCCUCGCCGCUCUCGCCCAGCCCCGCCAGCCUGUCGUCCUAUCACGGAGACGACAGCGACAGCAUCAGCAGCCCCCCAUGGCCGCUCAAGACGCCCGCCAGCCCCAAACCCAACCCUAACCCCUCCUCUCUCAGUGGGGAGCGAAUCGCACGCCUUUACGAGCUGGGCGCGGAGCCGGAGAGGCGGAGUUGGGUGGAGCGUUACCUGACCUUCAUGGAAGACAGAGGCACGCCUGUCGCCCAACUGCCCGCCGUGGGCAAGAAGCCGCUCGAUCUGUGGAAGCUCUACAUGGCUGUUCGUGAGAUCGGAGGCCUCGCCAUGGUGAACAAAAACAAGAAGUGGCGUGAGCUGUCCACCAAUCUGAACGUCGGCACGUCGAGCAGCUCCGCCAGCUCCCUCAAGAAGCAGUACAUCCAGUAUCUGUUCGCCUACGAGUGUAAGAUGGAGCGGGGAGAGGAGCCGCCGGCAGACAGCAGCAGCAGCAGCAGCAGUGGCAGCAGCAGCAGCAGCAGCAUGGCUGGAGGGGAGAACAGGAAGCAGGUCAAGAUCCAGCCGCCGUCACCUGCGAAUUCAGGCGGCUCACUCCAAGGUCCUCAGACGCCGCAGUCGUCUGGCAGCAGCUCUGCAGCGGAGGCGGCGGGGGAUCUGAAGCCGCCCACACCUGCUACCACCCCUCUGGGACAGGUCACGCCACUGCCCCCCAACAGGAGUAGUGUGAGUGUGCAGGACCCCUUCUCUGAGGUGAGUGACCCGGCCUUCCAGAAGCGUGCUCCCUCCCUGCCUCCCACCGCUCCUUACCAGCAGGGCCUCAGCAUGCCUGACAUGAUGAUGAGGAUGCAGUAUGAUGCCAAGGACCCGUUCGCCGGGAUGAGGAAGAUGGCAGGAGCUGAUCCCUACAUGCCGGGCCAAAUGCCCAGUGGUGGCAUGCAGGAAAUGUACGGUCGACCCCCAUCUGCACUGAGCAUGAACCAAAGGUCACAGUAUCCGUACGGGCCGGGCUACGACAGGAGGCCGGACCAUGUGAUGGGGAUGGAGGGGAGCAUGGGUCCCCCUGGAAGUCAGAACAACCUGGGUCCUUCCAACAGUGAAGGCAACAUGUACUCUCCCAGCAGAUACCCUUCACAGCAGAGACACGAUGGCUACGGUCAGCAGUAUCCCAGCAUGCCGUAUGGAAUCCAUCCUUCUGGGAUGUACCCGCAGCAGCAGCAGGGCUACAAGCGGCCCAUGGAGGGCAUGUACGGCCCCCCGCCCAAGAGGCACGAGAGCGACAUGUACGCCAUGCAGUACGCCAACCAGCAGCCAGACAUGUACAACCACUACACCGGUGGCUACUCGGGCCCCGAACACAGACCCCUGCAGGGACAUUUUCCCUACCCUUACCCCCGUGACCGCAUGGGCCAUUCUGGACAGAGCCAGCACAGUAUGAUGGGUGGGGGCCCCACAGUGAACCACACCACUGACGGGCCCAACAUGUGGCCGUCCAGGACAGACCUGGGCUAUCCUUACCCCAACCGACAGGGGCCGCCGUCUCAGAUGACACCGUACGGCUCGAUCGGCAGAGACGACAUGGACGUGCGGCCCGGGCAGGAGCCGUGGCCCCGUCAGUCGCCCUAUAUGUCGUCGUCGGGGGGGAUGCCUCCUCUGUCGUCACGCCAGCCGUCGUCUUACUCCAACUCCUCGUCCAUGGGCAAUCACCUGCCCAGGGCCCCCAGCCCGGGAGCUUUCCAGCGAUCUCUGGACUCUCGGAUGUCACCCGGCAAAGUGCCGUUCAUGUCCGCCAUGAAGAUGCCUAAGCCUGGGAUGGCGAUGAUGCCCUCGCAGGGCAGCGGACCCCUGGGCCAGUUUCCUCCCAACCUGAGGAGGGAUCUCAACUACCCACAAGGAUCAAUCGAGGCCACCAUGCCCAUGCUGAAGCCUCGGCGCAGGCUUACCUCCAAAGACACUGGAACGCCUGAGGCGUGGCGUGUCAUGAUGUCUCUGAAGUCGGGUCUGCUGGCAGAAAGCACGUGGGCUCUAGACACCAUCAACAUCCUGCUGUAUGACGACAACACCGUGGCCUCCUUUAACCUCUCACAGUUACCUGGAUUCCUCGAGCUUAUCGUGGAAUACUUCCGCCGCUGCCUGAUUGAGAUCUUUGGCAUCCUGGAGGAGUUUGAGGUGGGGACUGUAGCUCAUAAAAGCUUUCUGGAUUCUGCUUCUAACCACGCAGGAGAAGAAGAAGAAGAAGAAGAAAAAGAAAAAGAAAAAGAAGAAGAGCAAAUCUCAGACCAAGAAAAAGACUGUGCUGUUAAACCUGAAUCAGAGUUGGCCCCAGCUAAAGAGACGCAAGUGCAGCGGGUCGAAGUUGUGACGGAUGAAGCUCCGCCUACUGCUGCAGAGACGGCUGUGGUGAACGGUGACAUGGAGGAGGAGGAGGUGAAUGUCAAGAAGGAGGACAAGAACAAAGAAGAAGAGGAGAAAGACAAGAAAGAAGAAGAGAGUGAAAAGGGGGCAGAGAGUAAAACUGAAUCUCUGGAUAAGCCUGUCACAGACCUGGAACCUAAACCUAAACAGGCCAGCAAGUACGAUAAGCUCCCGAUCAAGAUCGUCCACAAAGAGGACCUGGUUGAAGACAUGACAAAGCACUUAGGUUACAUCACUGAGUUCACGAGUGGGCUGCUGCACUGGCAGGCUGGUGGAGGCGACUCCACUGCGCACAUUCAGACACAUUUUGAACCCCGGCUGGCGCCGCCCGCGAGCACGGACGAGAAGAUGAGAAAAGAGAGCAAGCAGGAGAACGCGGCGCAGGACGAAGGCAAGCAACCACGGAAACAUAUCACCGCGACCAUCGAUGAUGUCCUGUGUGCUCGGGUUGACGCCCUCUCAUACACCCACCCCGCACGCUCCCUGCCGUCCUACCCCUUCAGGGUGCACGCCGAUGGGGAGCCGGACUACAUCACGCUGCUGGAGGACGAGCCGCGCUGCUUGGACGAAGCGCCGCUCUCCACAGCGUCCAGCUGGCAGGACUCGCUGUCCAAGCGCUGCCUCUGCAUCUCCAACAUCGUCAGGAGCCUGUCCUUCAUCCCGGGCAACGACUCGGACAUGUCGCGCCACCCCGCCCUAGUCCUCCUGCUGGGCAGGCUGCUCCUGCUGCACCACCAGCACCCAGAGAGGAACCGGUCACAGCCGAGCUACCUGCGGGACGAGCAGCAGGAGCGCGGGCUGUCGAGUAACAAGGAGGAGUGGUGGUGGGAGUGUCUGAGUCUGCUCAGGGAGAACGCCAUGGUCACGCUGGCCAACAUAUCCGGGCAGCUGGACCUCUCCACUUACUCGGACACUAUCUGCCUCCCCGUCCUGGAUGGACUACUCCACUGGAUGGUGUGUCCCUCCGCUGAAGCCCAGGACCCCUUCCCGUCGGCGGCACCUCACUCGCAGCUCACUCCUCAAAGGAUGGUGCUGGAAUGCCUCUGCAAGCUCAGCAUCCAGGACGGAAACGUGGACCUCCUGCUGGCCACGCCACCGUUCAGCCGCCAGGAAAAACUGUUUACAGUCUUGGUUCGCUAUGUGAGUCAGAGGAACACCCAGGUGUACCGGGAGAUGGCAGUGGCCGUCCUCUCUCACCUGGCACAGGGGGAUCCCACGGCAGCGCGCGCCAUAGCCAUGCAGAAGGGCAGCGUGGGUAAUUUGGUAGGCUUCUUGGAGGAUGGCGUGAGCAUGGCACAGUACCAGCAGAACCCUCACAGCUUGCUGCACAUGGGGCAUCCGCCCAUGGACCCGCCGAGCAUUAACAUGAUGUGCAGAGCAGCCAAAGGCCUGUUGGCCAUGGCUAAAGUGGGCGAGAACAAGAGGGAGUUUGUGUUGUAUGAGAGCAGAUUAUUAGACAUCUCCAUCUCGCCGGUGCUCAGCGCAGGAGUGGCGGCCAUUAUUUGCCAAGUUCUCUUUCACUUGGGGAAGUUAUGACAGGAGGAGAGGCGGGACAUGCGCGGCAGACCCUGACGUGGACACGAUAUUCCCGUGGUUUGCUAUUUUUUAUUUAUCAAAAUGACAGAAAAUGUUUGUUAUGUUUUGAGUUGGAUUGAGUUUUUUUUGUUUUUUUUCCACAUAAACAAAAGUAUAUAUAUAUAUGUAUAGCUUUCAGAGCCCUGUCACUAAACUGGGCUUAAAAGGUCAUUUUAAUACAAAUAUUUAAUACCUGCCGGUGUUGGAUUGCUACGUACGAUGUUUUAAUUUUCGCGGUUUGUGUUUGUUUUUGUUUACGUUGUCAGCCAAAGCUGCCGCCAGACUCUGGUGCUGAAUUACAUGGUUCCUUUUGAGUCGAUGAGUCAUUGAGAUGUUUUUCAGUUUUAUAAACGCUAAUAUACUCAUCAACAUUUUGUUAAACGAGAGUAUUUAUUUAAUAUGUGACACUGUACAGUAGUUUGAACUUUUUUGCCAACAGAUGUGGGGGGUGGGGCGGAGUGGGGGCGGGGCGGGACGGCGAAACACUGACUUUUUAAAACUUAAAUGUAUACGUCUCCGUCGCUGGAAGAUAAAUUGUGCAAUAUAGGACUAGAGCAAGUUGUCCAAUGUUUGAGAACAUGGGGGGAAAAAAAUCUUUUAAAGACACCUGCAGUGUGUGCUUUAGGCCACGAGGAGGCGGCGUUGCACCAGCCAAUCAGCAGAAGAGCGGAUCAUCUGUCAGAAGAAGUGUCUAAUUUAUCAAUCAUAGCCUCAACAUGUUCCACAGAUGAACUUUGUGUUCCCCUAAAGCACUCGUGUCAUGUCUGUAUUUUUACAUCACUGUAUAUAAACCGUUGUACAAUGGACGCACACAUGAUCCUCUCAGUCUCUGUCGAGCAUAGCAAGAGAUGGGACUUUCUGAUUAUUAUUAUAAUAAUAAAUGCUUUUAUUGUUGGUAAAAUUUGUUAUUGUUAUUAUACAUAUUUUGUUAAUGGGGUCAAAUAUUUGAACAUGAGCAGAUGUAACUGAUGUUUCAAUGUAAAAAAAAAAAACAAAAAAAAAAAACAACAAAUCCUGUAUGCAUUGUAUUAUAGCUGAGAAAACAAUCGCUUUGGUAAUCAGACGUGGACGUGCCGGGGUGAGAGGAUAUCUAACGAGAGGUCACAUGAGACACACAUUUCUGUUUGUUACUGUCCUCCAUUUUAUGUCAGUGGGCAUAUUUCUUUGAAUCGAGAUCAUGCUCUAAAAGAAAAAGAUUCUUCAAAAAUGUCCUGAACGUUCAUUGUAAAAAAAAAGAAAUGAAAAAAAGAAAAUCUGCCUCUUUUUUUCGAUUGACUCAAUGUCCCUCUCUCUCUCUCUCUCUCUCUCUUUUAUUCAGUAUACACAUUUAUACUCUGUGCUGCACAUGUCACGAAUAAACGUACGAUGAACAUCUUUAA
Molecule: messenger RNA, 9126 nt
Organism: Solea solea (common sole)
Lineage: Eukaryota; Metazoa; Chordata; Actinopteri; Pleuronectiformes; Soleidae
Product: AT-rich interactive domain-containing protein 1B-like
Exons: 22
Coding region: 599-7708 (2369 amino acids)
Biological process (GO): regulation of transcription by RNA polymerase II; positive regulation of DNA-templated transcription; chromatin remodeling
Cellular component (GO): SWI/SNF complex; nBAF complex; nucleoplasm
Molecular function (GO): DNA binding; nucleosome binding
Source: RefSeq, a predicted model, not a curated record